CUGACUGACUGCUUGGGACGGCACCGGGAUUCCUUCAUUCCAAGCAAAAUGUGUAACUGUUAGACGGAAGCCUUGCGGCGAUAAUGCAAUAUCCAAACUAUUUCAAGUUUAUCGUAGUCUAGGCUGUGUGUUUUGGGAGCGAAUCUCAACAAAGACGAGCGUCCACCUAAUGUUCAUGUUUUCUGAGGAGCCGCUGAGUAUUUCGUUCGAGUUGAGACACGUAGUUUAGCUGCUGUCCAGAUGUCGGCAGAUAGGCGCAAGGUUCGGUCGCAUUGACCGGUGCACUGCAGGCGCUGACACCAGUGUUUGCCGAGAGAAAUAACUAGCUCAUUCUAUCAGAACAGAGUGGCCUCGACUCGACAUGUUGGGAAAACGGCUGUUGUGGUGGUCGUGUUUGUGCGCUCUGGCGCUUGUGUUGCAGACAUUACCUGGGACGUUUGCUGAAUCACUGCCGAGCGCUGCCAAAAGUCUGGUCUGGGGACCGGGUCUAGAGCCGAAGGUGAUCCUCCCAGCGCGUUAUUUCUUCAUUCAAGCUGCUGACAGCGACGGGAGAAAUUUCACACGCUCACCUGGAGAGAAGACGUUCGAGGUGAAGAUCUCAUCGCCAACGGAACCGUUCUCCCGGAUCUGGAUCCAGGUUCUGGAUCGGAAUGAUGGUUCCUUCGUGGUGCGGUACCGUAUGUAUGCCAGCUAUACGGACCUCCACAUCCAAGUUCUGCUGCAGGACAAGGACGUAGCCCGGUCUCCGUAUGUUCUCCAAGGUGCAGUGUAUCAUGAGGGUUGUGACUGCCCAGAGCCUGAUGGCCAGGUGUGGGCGGAGCUUAUGCAUUGUCCCGCCUCCUUCCCUCAGAUUGACAGCGACCUGUCGCUCUUCCCAGAGGUCCACCUGCAGACCAUCGCCGAGGAGAUCCCCCGACGCUUCGGCCAACGGCAGAGCCUGUGCCACUACACCGUCAAGGACAACAAGGUCUACAUUAAGACUCACGGGGAGCAUGUGGGCUUCAGGAUCUUCAUGGAUGCCUUCCUCCUCUCGCUCACACGCAAAGUGCGUCUGCCAGACCUGGAGUUUUUUGUGAACCUCGGUGAUUGGCCGCUGGAAAAGAGGCGGCCCCCUGAGAAGCUCCACCCCAUCUUCUCCUGGUGUGGGUCCAAUGAGACGCGAGACAUCGUCAUGCCGACAUAUGACAUCACAGAGUCUGUCCUGGAAACCAUGGGCAGGGUGAGUCUGGACAUGCUGUCUGUGCAGGGCAACAGUGGGCCAGAGUGGGCGCUGAAGAACAGCAGUGCUAUCUGGCGCGGGCGGGACAGCAGGAGGGAGCGUCUGGAGCUGGUGAAGCUGGCGCGUGCCAACCCUCACCUGCUGGACGCCGCCUUCACCAGCUUCUUCUUCUUCCAGCACAACGAGAGCCUCUACGGGCCACUGGUCAAGCACAUGUCCUUCUUCAGCUUCUUCAAGUAUAAGUACCAGAUUAACGUUGAUGGGACGGUGGCGGCCUACAGGCUUCCGUACCUGCUGGCAGGAAGCAGUGUGGUUCUGAAGCAAGACUCCGCCUACUACGAGCACUUCUACAGCCAGCUGGUGCCAUGGCAACACUACAUUCCCAUCAAGGCUGACCUCAGCGACCUGCUCGACAAGAUCCGCUGGGCUCAAGACCAUGACGACGAGGCUAAGAAGAUAGCGUUAGCUGGACAGGAGUUUGCACGCACAUACCUAAUGGGAGACAACAUCUUCUGUUACUACUUCAGACUGUUCCAGGAAUACGCUAAGCGGCAGGUGACUGCACCAGAGGUGCGAGAGGGGAUGGAGUUGGUGGGACAACCCACGGAUGAGCUCUUCCCCUGCUACUGUCACCACACACAGGCCAAGGAUGAGCUUUGACAAGAAAAGCAUCCCCCCGCUCUGCAGUUCCAUAUGACAGGAAGAGCAUCCCCCACUCUGCAGUUCCAUAUGACAGGACUUCCCGCUCUGCAGUUCCAUAUGACAGGACUUCCUGCUCUGCAGUUCCAUAUGACAGGACUUCCUGCUCUGCAGUUCCAUAUGACAGGACUUCCCGCUCUGCAGUUCCAUAUGACAGGAAGAGCAUCCCCCUGCUCUGCAGUUCCAUAUGACAGGACUUCCUGCUCUGCAGUUCCAUAUGACAGGACUUCCUAAGUGCACAUUGUGGGGUCGCCCCUCCUCUAUGUAACACAGUAACAAUUCUACUGAAUGUUCCUUUUGUAAUAAAGAUUUUAAUAAAUAUUUUUCCAAUACGUGUUUUUGAA
This is a messenger RNA of Sardina pilchardus (European sardine), 2262 nucleotides long. RefSeq names its product protein O-glucosyltransferase 2 (gene poglut2). Lineage: Eukaryota; Metazoa; Chordata; Actinopteri; Clupeiformes; Clupeidae. The coding region runs from base 362 to 1879 and encodes 505 amino acids. The transcript has 10 exons. The record is from RefSeq and is a predicted model, not a curated record. Gene Ontology annotation, molecular function: glucosyltransferase activity; protein binding. Gene Ontology annotation, cellular component: endomembrane system.